AUGUGUGGCUGCAGCAUCGCAUUGCGCCACGCAUCGCACAAUCACGGCGACAUUUCUCUUCCUAUUUUCAAGCGGUCUUCGAUGGUGCUUCAACUCUUUUUAAAUGGGCCUCCGGGGUCAGGAAAAACGACUUUAGCCAAGCUUUUAUGUCAAGAGUUCAAUCUUGAGCUCGUUGCCACAGGCGACUUGUUGCGGGAAAAUAUCAAGAUGCAGACAGCCGCUGGUCGUAAAGCUGAACGUUGUAUUGCCGGAAACAAGCUGAUUCCUGAUCGAGUGGUACUUGACAUGGUAGAAGCCAAGAUUACCAGCUGCUUGGCCCAAGGUCGGAUGGGUUGGGUGCUUGACAGUUUUCCACGGACAGCUGACCAGGCAAAGCUGCUAACGGAGAAGCCACAACUUCGUCCUGCAAUUGUGAUAUUGCUCGAUCUACCCCGACCUGAAUGCAUUGCUCGUAUCACUGGUCGCCGCUUUGAUCCGGUGACUGGAGCUGUAUAUCACUCACCCGACAGCAUGCCCCGGGAUCCGAUUAUCCGGUCGAGACUAACCAGACGACGCGAUGAUACAGAGGAGCGGAUUUUGCCACGAUUCGAAGCAUAUAAGGCUUUCGGAGAGACCACAAAUGAAAUGCUUGUUUCUUGUCAAAGUAUACUGCAUCGAAUUGACGCUUUUAAACCUUCGGCUGCCAUUUUGGAAGAGAUUUCUGUGCUGCUUCAUUCGCUAGCAAAAAGGCCACAACAGAAAUAUUCAGUCAGCAAUAACACUCACCAUGAAAGCAAUAACCAGACACAGAAUAUGGAAAAAGCGGUUUUAAAGGCAUCAGUUCGACUAUCCCCCGAGACCAUUCUAGAAAUGCCAGACGAAUCGGACGACGACGAUGGGAUACAAACAUACCGAUACGACUGGGACGAUAGCAACAGUCCAAUAAAUGGUAAUCAACGCAAAAGUUCAAUUGAGCAGCUUGAACCAGAGGACAAUGAGCGUGACGUUGUGCAAGCACUUGACAAUAAGUUAUCUUCCUCGUUUAUGGCGGCACUACCGCUGCCAGUUCUGCCGUCCAAGCCAGGAAGUUUAAUUGACGAUAAUUCUCUCCCUCCUCCCCCAGGUCCAAAGCUACGACCCUUGCCAACGCCAAAAGGCAGACUGAAAAGCUUUUUAAAACCAAGUGAAGUGAUUGAGUCGUCGGUUCAAAUCAUCGAAGGAAAUGAUAUCCUUACCGCUCGAAGCAGUACCAGCGGUAUUGCUCAAAGUAGCAUGAAUACGAUGACUUUAGAGACAGCUGCUGCGUCUAUCGAUUUGAGCACCUUUAAAGAACUAUUACUUGACGGUUUCGAGGCGGUCAAACACGGUCGGCGUGGUCGUCCACACCCACGACUCAUAUACACUGACCUUGGCUUCAAGCGAGUGUUUUGGCAGAAAGCUAUGAACCCAGCUGAUCGGGUUGGCAAAGGUAAGCAUGCUCGAAUGGAGCAGAGCAUUGUUUUAAGCGAUGUCAUUCAAAUCACGCGUGGCAUGAAAACUGCUGUUCUCAAACGAUCUGGUAAUGUUGCGCGAUACGAGUGUUACGUAUCGCUAGUGACGCCACGACGUACGCUGGACUUGGAGUUGCCCAAUCUUCAGUUAGCGGACUUUUUGCAACGAGGUUUCGAGCAACUUCUGCAUCACUAA
Molecule: messenger RNA, 1665 nt
Organism: Plasmopara halstedii
Lineage: Eukaryota; Oomycota; Peronosporomycetes; Peronosporales; Peronosporaceae
Product: adenylate kinase 2
Exons: 1
Coding region: 1-1665 (554 amino acids)
Biological process (GO): nucleobase-containing compound metabolic process
Cellular component (GO): mitochondrion; cytoplasm
Molecular function (GO): AMP kinase activity; ATP binding
Source: RefSeq, a predicted model, not a curated record